CAUCCACAUCCACAUCCACAUCCACAUUCCUCCACACAAACAACCACAUUUCUACCUACCUUCACCCCCUCCAAAAAAAACCUCAACCAUCAAAAUGCAGUUCACUACCCUCCUCUCCCUCGUCGCCAGCUUCUCUCUGGCCACCGCGGCCGCCAUCGCCAGCCCCAACAUCGAAGCUCGCAGCCCCAGCGGCUCCUGCCCCAGCACGUACGAGCACAGCGGGACCGCCUUCCUCUCCGACACCUCGGACUGCAACGUCUUCUAUAUCUGCGACCACAACGGGCCCGUCAAGUUCAAUUGCCCCGUUGGCUUGCACUUUAGCCCUUCCACCUGGGUCUGCGAUUACCCCGCCAGUGCUGGGUGUAGUAGCUACAACUAGAGGGGGAGGCGAGUCUUCGCCAGCCUACUCUAG
Tricharina praecox is the source of this 412-nucleotide messenger RNA. RefSeq lists its product as uncharacterized. Gene Ontology annotation, cellular component: extracellular region. The transcript has a single exon. The record is from RefSeq and is a predicted model, not a curated record. The coding region runs from base 95 to 379 and encodes 94 amino acids. Gene Ontology annotation, molecular function: chitin binding. Lineage: Eukaryota; Fungi; Ascomycota; Pezizomycetes; Pezizales; Pyronemataceae.